GUUUCUUUGCAGUCCUGUGUUAGACGGGCCAGACGGCAACAGAGAUGAAAGAGGGUGCAGAGAAGAGGAAGAAGAAUGAACCACAAAGGUUGAGAUGUUCAGUUCAGAACUACGCUUGGGGGAAAACUGGAGAAGAAUCAAAGGCUGCAAGGUUGUUCUCACUGAAUUCUGGUCUGGAUAUCCAACAGGAUGAACCAUAUGCAGAAUUUUGGAUGGGAACUCAUGAGUCUGGGCCAUCAUUUGUCAUUAACGACAGCAAAGUCAGAGAUUCUGACUCAGAGUUCAUUAGUCUAAAGUCAUGGAUUUUGGAAAACCCCAGUGUCCUCGGCAAUAAGAUUGUGAAGAAAUGGGGCACAGACCUCCCUUUCUUAUUCAAGGUACUUUCAGUAGCAAAAGCACUGUCUAUACAGGCUCAUCCAGACAAUAAACUAGCAAGGUUUUUGCAUAAACUGCAACCAACUCUUUACAAAGACAUUAAUCACAAACCAGAAUUGGCUUUGGCACUAACAGAAUUUGAGGCCUUGUGUGGGUUUGUCAGCCUUGAGGAGCUUAAACAUGUUCUUCAUACUGUUCCUGAGAUCAUAGAACUGGUCGGUGAUGAUGAAGCAGACCAAGUUCUCUGUGUUAAUGAGCAUUCUGGGGAGAAGAAAGUAAAAGUUGUUCUGCAGUCUAUUGUCACCCAACUUAUGUCAGCAAGUGAAAGUUCAAUCUCAGAAACAGUAUACAAAAUGAAAAGGCGUCUGAACAUGCAAAGGAAGGUGAGACAAUUGACAGACAAGGAACAACUAGUAUUACGUAUAGAGAAGCAAUAUCCUGCUGAUAUUGGUGUUAUGGUCGCAUUCUUCUUAAAUUACAUGAAGCUUUCUCCUGGUGAAGCAUUGUACCUUGGACCAAAUGAGCCUCAUGCAUAUAUAUCCGGUGAAUGCAUUGAAUGCAUGGCAACCUCAGAUAAUGUUGUGCGUGCUGGCCUCACCUCCAAGUACCGAGAUGUCCAAAAUCUUUGUUCUAUGCUUACGUACAAACAGGGUCCCCUUGAAAUUCUGCAGGGGGUUCCCUUGAAUCCUUAUACGAAAAGGUACCUCCCACCUUUUGAUGAAUUUGAGGUUGAUCACUGCAUUCUUCCUCAAGGAAAGUCCACAAUAUUUCCAACAAUCCCAGGACCAUCCAUUUUCCUGGUCACAGCUGGAGAGGGGAUAAUGCAAACAGACUCAUUUCGAGAAACUAUAUCAGAAGGUGAUGUCCUUUUCGUCCCUGCUGAUACUGAGAUUACUGUAACUACCACUCAAGGUUUGCAACUACACAGGGCUGGGGUUAAUAGCAGGUUUCUUUAUGAUAACUGAAUUUGAAGGAUACACUCGCUGUCAGCUUGUCAUCUGACAUGCUUUACGCAUUUUUAUGCCUGUCAACAUUGGAAUUACUGUAAACACCUUAGAAGGAUUCCAACCAGAUUGGGUGGGGUUGAGUAGCAGUUUUGUAUCUGAGAAUUGACUUUGACAGGAUGCAAUGGCCAUUCUAGGAAUACAGGUUGGAUUCUUUAUGC
Messenger RNA from Telopea speciosissima, 1540 nucleotides. Its product is annotated as mannose-6-phosphate isomerase 2-like. The record is from RefSeq and is a predicted model, not a curated record. Bases 45 to 1340 code for a protein of 431 amino acids. Gene Ontology annotation, biological process: carbohydrate metabolic process; GDP-mannose biosynthetic process. Gene Ontology annotation, molecular function: zinc ion binding; mannose-6-phosphate isomerase activity. Lineage: Eukaryota; Viridiplantae; Streptophyta; Magnoliopsida; Proteales; Proteaceae. The transcript is spliced from 5 exons. Gene Ontology annotation, cellular component: cytosol.